This is a messenger RNA of Cricetulus griseus (Chinese hamster), 870 nucleotides long. NCBI's taxonomy places the organism in Eukaryota, Metazoa, Chordata, Mammalia, Rodentia, Cricetidae. The record is from RefSeq and is a predicted model, not a curated record.
UGUUCACCCACGUGUGCUGACUACAUCACUGACGGUGUUCCUGUGUUUCCCCUGUUUCAGUGUUUGUCCGCAGAAGACAUCUUUUCUCUUCAUGGCUUCUCGAAUGCUACCCAGAUAACCAGCUCGAACUUCUCGGCUAUCUGCCCUGCGAUCUUACAGCAGCUGAACUUUCAUCCCUGCGAGGAUCAGCCGAAGCACAGUGCAAAGCCAAGCAUUUCCGAAGUCUGGAGCUAUGGAAUCCUGUCGGUGACAAUUAUUAACUUGGCAUCUCUCUUGGGAUUGGUUUUGACCCCGCUGAUAAAGAAGUCUUACUUCCCCAAGAUUUUGACUUAUUUUGUGGGGUUGGCUAUUGGGACCCUUUUCUCAAAUGCCAUUUUCCAGCUUAUUCCAGAGGCAUUUGGAUUUAAUCCCAAAAUCGACAAUUAUGUUGAGAAGGCGGUUGCUGUGUUUGGUGGAUUUUACAUGCUUUUCUUUGUUGAAAGAACACUUAAGAUGCUACUGAAAACAUAUGGACAGAAUGACCAUACCCACUUCGGGAAUAAUGACUUUGGUUCUAAAGAAAAAGCCCACCAACCCAAAACGUUACCAUUACCUGCAAUCAACGGUGUGACAUGCUAUGCCAACCCUGCUGUCACAGAGCCUAAUGGACACAUCCACUUUGACACUGUCAGUGUAGGGUCCCUCCAGAUUCAAUAUUGGAAAGAAAUGGGUAUCUUGUAUGGGAAAUCCAGGCUUCUGGAACAGCAAGAACCCUGGAACCAUCAGAACCAUCAGCAACCCUUCUCCUCUGCAAGUGUCAAAAGUAUCAUUUUGUUUCUCUCACCCUGGCACUGUCUCCACAAGUGGGAGACAUAGCCCCUGACAGUUCCU